AAAAUCAAACGGAGUGGCAAAAAUUAUUUAUAUUCCCAAAUUAACCCUCUUUCUCUGUUUUUCCCUGUGCGCGUUAAAUCUCACACACACACGAUCUUAUUGCCAAAGUUCACGAGAAAAUCAAACAUUCCCAUUCUUUUGUGAACUGCUCUCUCUUGCAGUUUCAAUUAUCUCCUGAUUGUAUAUAUAUACACACAAACACACACUCAGGAAAAGUCGAUCACGAAGUCGGGUUGAAGCAGCUGCUCAACUCACGUUUCUUUCUUAGAAUUAGAAUUCUUAGUUGAACAAGAAAGUGAUUUUUUUUUUUUUUUUUUUUUUUUUUUUUGUGAUUCUCAUCUUUUUAUCAUCGCCGUUUCCUAGAUCUUUCUCUUUAAGAGUUCCUUUUCCCCCUGCCAGAGUUUUACCCAUCUAUCUCCCAGAUUUUGGCAUCUCUCAUCUGAAAGAAGGCACUUGAGAGGUUUGGAUGUUUCUAUGGGGGAGAGAGUUGAGAGUUGAGAAUUGAGAGUGAGUGUUUUCUGUGAAGAGCGCCUCUCACUGUCUACAUUCCAGUUUCUUUUGUCGUGAAUACAGAAUCAGAAGAUUGUAAAUAACAUGAAAAAUCUUGGACGCAGUGCAAUUGUUAGGAAACCGAACGAAAGUAUGAGGCUUAUUGUAACAACUUUUGUUGGAGUUGUUUUCGGCUUCUUCAUAGGAGUAUCAUUUCCGACUCUUUCAUUAACACAGCUGAAUCUCCCAUCCAACCUUCUUCCUUCACUUGAUUUUCCACACUUUGAGAACAAGAAUUCAGGAAUCUGGACCCUAAAAUAUUUGAAUGCUUGGUCUUCUAUGAACGCUAAUAGGAGCAACUCAACUCAAGCUCACAACUUGAAUGAUACAAUGAAGAUUUGGGUCCCAACAAAUCCUCGAGGUGCUGAAAGACUACCCCCAGGCAUUGUUGAAUCUGAAUCGGACUUAUACCCUCGAAGAUUGUGGGGUAAACCCAGUGAGGACCUAACUAUAAAACCGAAGUAUCUUGUUACCUUUACUGUUGGUAUUGGUCAGAAAAAUAAUGUUGAUGCAGCAGUCAAAAAGUUCUCAGAGAACUUUACCAUACUUCUGUUUCAUUAUGAUGGCCACGUAACUGAAUGGGAUGAGUUUGAAUGGUCAAAGAGAGCUAUUCAUGUUAGUAUACGGAAGCAAACGAAAUGGUGGUAUGCAAAACGGUUUCUGCAUCCUGAUAUUGUGGCGGCAUAUGACUACAUAUUUAUCUGGGAUGAAGACCUGGGGGUUGAGCAUUUUAAUGCUGAAGAAUACAUAAAACUUGUGAGGAAGCAUGGCUUGGAGAUUUCACAGCCUGGUUUGGAACCUAACAGAGGGUUAACAUGGCAAAUGACGAAGAGAAGAGGUGAUCGUGAAGUUCACAAAGAAACAGAGGAGAAACCAGGCUGGUGCAGUGACCCACAUUUGCCUCCCUGUGCAGCAUUUGUUGAGAUCAUGGCUCCUGUGUUUUCUCGAGAUGCAUGGCGCUGUGUGUGGCAUAUGAUUCAGAAUGAUUUGGUCCAUGGAUGGGGCCUUGAUUUUGCUCUCCGAAGAUGCGUCGAGCCUGCUCAUGAGAAAAUUGGAGUUGUAGAUUCUCAGUGGAUUGUCCAUCAAAGUGUUCCUUCACUCGGGAACCAGGGGGAAGCAGAGAAUGGGAAGGCACCAUGGCAAGGGGUGAGGGAUAGGUGUAAAAAAGAGUGGACAAUGUUUCAGAAUCGUGUGGCGAAUGCCGAAAGGACUUAUUACAAGGCAAAAGGAGUUGAUCCACCAAAUUCUACAAAUCACUAGGUGCGGCCGAUAGCAGAAGCUGCUGACUGUAUACAAUGGGAUCACCAUCACCGGCAUUAGUAUGCCUAGGGCGUUACGGAUAGAUUUAUACUAUCCAAAAUUGUUAUUGUAGAGAAUUUUAUUAGUUGUUAUUAGGGUUUAAGAAUCAAUAGGUACACCUAAAUUCUUUUCAAAGGCGGAUACGAAUUGUUGAAUGACAGUGGUCCACACAAAUGACCACAAGGUAAUCCAUCCAGUUUUAUAUUACUA
Molecule: messenger RNA, 2058 nt
Organism: Cornus florida
Lineage: Eukaryota; Viridiplantae; Streptophyta; Magnoliopsida; Cornales; Cornaceae
Exons: 16
Coding region: 595-1809 (404 amino acids)
Source: RefSeq, a predicted model, not a curated record